Molecule: messenger RNA, 1043 nt
Organism: Toxoplasma gondii ME49
Lineage: Eukaryota; Apicomplexa; Conoidasida; Eucoccidiorida; Sarcocystidae
Gene: SRS20C
Product: SAG-related sequence SRS20C
Exons: 2
Coding region: 48-1043 (331 amino acids)
Cellular component (GO): membrane
Source: RefSeq, a predicted model, not a curated record
CGGCAACAACGGCACCUCCUCCUUCACCUUGCAAGACACCGACAGUCAUGGCGCCCAAAGGCAGGGUAGCGGUGCCAGGUCGCCAAUAUACGCCGUUGGAAGCAUCUUUUUCCCUUAUUUUUCUUUGCACACUCCUCCCUCCGGUUGUUGCACAGGCAGCAGCACAGCAGUGCACGGCAAGUACUUCUGUCCUGAGUCUCACUGCUACCGCCACAGGCAAGCCUGUUCAAUUCACAUGCGGAGAAAACGUUACUCACCUCUAUCCCCAACAGUCUCAAGGAGGCCCGUACACGGCAUGUGCCAAUUCAUCGUGUACAAGUAUUGUAUCAGAAGACCUUCCCAAGGCUACACUGACCAAUGGGAGCGAAAAGCAAAACACAUUCACCCUCACGGAAAAUCCCGCACAUGCAAGCACAGUCUAUCUGAAAUGUUCCUCAAUUCAACCUACCGGAAGUCCCUCUGAAGCGGAGCAAAGAGAUCAGGUCCCGACAGAGCAAAAGUGCACAGUUCAAAUUGCCGUUUGGGGUCCACCAACUCGAGGAUCUACUGCACACCCAGAACCAAGUAAAUGCGGAAACGACGGAGCAACGCUGAACCUUGAAGUUGAGUCACCGAAUGGAUCAGUAACCUUUGCUUGCGGCGAGGGAGAAACACUUGCUCCACCGCUUUUCGACCAGGUGUUCACAACAGAAGAGUGCAGUGGGGAGUCUCCCUUGGCAACGCAUCUUUCUGGUGCAUCCCUCGUGCAGCACGGCACCGCUCCAGGGGAGACAACAAAAUCAGCCUACACAUUCAGAGUCACCAAUUUACCCAAGAACGAGACGACGUUCUGUUACAAGUGCAAGGCAGCUUCCGUUAGGAAAGCAAACGGAAACGAUGGAGAUAAAUGUACAGUCUUUAUCAAGGUCGCGAAGGAAAAAUUCGAUACCGGAUCCACGACAGCUGCCCCACCUGGAGAAUCAGGAGCUGAGCGUGGGCCGUGGAACAUGGCGCUGAUGAUCUCUCUUGUCACCAUCCCUUCCGCGCUGAUGAAAACGCUUUGA